AUGUCUGACCAUGAUGCUCUCUUUAAAAUUUUGAUUAUUGGUGAUAUGGGUGUUGGUAAAAGUUGUAUUCUACUUCGUUUCUCUGAGAAUCAAUUCAAUGUGAGUCAUGUCAGUACCAUUGGUGUGGAUUUCAAAAUUAAAAAUAUGGAAAAAAAAGGUAAAAAAGUGAAAUUACAAAUAUGGGAUACAGCAGGACAAGAACGAUUCAGAACCAUUACGACUUCAUACUAUAAAGGUGCACAAGGAGUAAUUAUGGUCUAUGAUAUUACUCAACGAAAAUCAUUUGAAAAUUUAAAUUUAUGGUUAAAUGAUGUAAAACAAUAUGCAGAUCCAAAUGUAUCAUUAAUUCUUGUUGGUAAUAAGGUUGAUUUAGAAGAUCAAAGACAAGUGACAGAAAGUGAAGCCAAUGAAUGGGCACAACGAGUUGGAAUUCAUACGUGUUUACAAACAAGUGCAAAAGAUUCUGUGAAUGUUGAUCAAGCUUUUGAAAAGAUGGUGGAUGGUAUUUUUGAACAUUCUUUUGAGAAUUCACUCACAAACAAGACCAAUUCUACUGUUAAAAUUAAUGAUCAACAACAAGUGGUCAAGAAACCAUCUAAAAGAUGUCUCAUACUCUAA
Molecule: messenger RNA, 618 nt
Organism: Naegleria lovaniensis
Lineage: Eukaryota; Heterolobosea; Eutetramitea; Acrasida; Naegleriidae
Exons: 4
Coding region: 1-618 (205 amino acids)
Biological process (GO): protein secretion; regulation of exocytosis
Molecular function (GO): GTP binding; GTPase activity
Source: RefSeq, a predicted model, not a curated record